Brettanomyces bruxellensis is the source of this 1641-nucleotide messenger RNA. RefSeq lists its product as uncharacterized. The transcript has a single exon. NCBI's taxonomy places the organism in Eukaryota, Fungi, Ascomycota, Pichiomycetes, Pichiales, Pichiaceae. Bases 1 to 1641 code for a protein of 546 amino acids. The record is from RefSeq and is a predicted model, not a curated record.
AUGAAAAACAAGGAUAAAUUGCAAAAACGGGCACAAUUAACAUUGCUUAAAGAAUUGAACGAGAGAUACGAUGACAUCGAAAAGCGCAUUAAUCAGACAUUGUUUUCUAAUAAACUUCAAGUGGAUAAGACUUUGAACGAACAUGAACAGCGGAAUAAUAAAGAAUUUGUUAUACAACAAAAAAAACUUCAACAAUUCAUAUACGAAAACCGAAAGAAAGUUGAAAUUACCGUUACAAAAAAUAUUGAACGCAUUGAACAGAUCAAAAGAGGAUUCAUUGAUCUCUUAGAAACUGAUGACGAAUUAAAAGGAACGUUGAGAAGAAUAAAAACACUUGAAAAAUCAGUAUCCAAUGCCGAGGAUCGGUUCGCAAAAAAGAAUAAGGAAAUGGAUGAAAAUGUCAGAAAGCUAAAUACCACAAUAAAUAAAUUGGAAGAUAAAUCAGAGAAUGCAGCGCUAGAGGUGGAUAAAAGUGUGGAUAUAGUUAAAGUAAAUUGUUACAAAAGCAAUAUUCAAUUGUUGAACUCCAAGAUAUUAUUUGACACUGCAUUAUCAAAAUUUGAGGUUGUUCAAGGUUCCAUAAAAGAAUUAAUCACAGGAGGGCAACCAGAAUCCUGUAACUCCACGAAAUUUAAAGAUAAGUCUUUUGAUGAUGCACAAAAAAGAUUAGAAAGAUGUCUUGAGGCAUCAUUGCAGGUUCGGAAGAAAUUGGAAAUGAUUGAAUGUAAACGGGAUAAUGAAAUGAACAAUUCACAUACAUUAUCACUAGUUUUGGAUGAGCAUUCGUUAGAUCCUCAGCCUGAGUUAUCCAAGCAAUCGUCUGAGGAUUUUGGCUACUUCAAAAUUUAUUCUGAUGCAAACGAUCUUGUUAUUUCCGAUUUGAACGAUCGAGUGAACAAGCUUGAAAGGUCAAUCCAAGGCUCUAAAAUACUCACGUCCAACCCCGUCUUAUAUGAGACAUCGGAGAAUUCUGGGAGCGAAUGGAUAUCAGCAAUUUACGGUAUGCUGAAUACUGAUAUUGUGAUGCUUCAGUAUCAUGCCUUUGGGUUAGAAAGACUUGAAAGUUUGAAUUUGUUUGAGGAGACGGGCCACAAACUAGGAAGCCAAUAUAAAAUGAUAUCUGAAUUUGUUAAUAUAUGCAAAAGAGAUUGUAUCAAACUAAUAAGUUCUAUUAGGAUUAUAGUUCUGGAAAGCUAUUUAGUCCAAAAUCAGAAUGAUAAUUACAUUAUCAAAGAGUGCAAGAUUAAAAUCACAGCAUCAUUGAGCGACAUAUUCGAAUGGUUCAAAAAAAACGUGACGGAAUCAUCUGUCAGUGCUAAAGAAGGAAACUCUUUGCUUGAAAUUUUAAUACACUUUAGGAAGAGAUUAACAUCUGAUCUUAUUAACAUGGCAACAGAAUAUCUUUCGUUAUUUCGUCAACACUUAAAUGAUUUUCACACAAUACACGAUUCUCUUGGCACGUUGAAGAAUGCAUCUUUGUCCAGUAAAGAGAGUCAGGAUUCAUUCGAUUCUGAAGUCUCAAAUUUUAUAGAUGAGUCAGUUAUAUCAACAUCUUCUUGGAGAGAUGAAUUUGAUGAAUCAUUUAAACCUUUGAAAUUGGCGCAAAGAUGUCACGCUGGAGAGGCGAGCCGUUCGCAUUGA